CCCGGUUCUUCUGCAUCUGCAGCCGCGAGAAGCAGUGCCUGUCUGCCAGUUGCUUAAGAUGUUAUAAUUGCUGGUUUUUAUGCGGAAUUUGCCAUGAUGACGAUAAUGAUAGUAAUGAUAAGGAGUAGAUUGCUCUGAAUUUGUGCCAGUCUCCAUUAAGGAGGAUCAGAACCCGGGACUCCCACAAACUGCCACACACGCAGCCAGUCUCGUUAUGUAAUCCCUGAGAUCAACUGUUAACCAGGCUUGGCUAUUCUUUUGAGGCAGAUAUUAAAUGCUUAAACCGAAAAGGAGACCCCACAGAAUGCAGGAGAUCUGGUUUGAUCAUGGGAGGCAGAGGCCAGUUAAGCUGGGAUCCAAAGCAUGGUUUAACGGCUCUUUACUUGCAGGCAGGUGAAAAGCAGAGGCAUCUGCCUCCUCUUCUACAUCUCUUGGAUGCAAAUAUAAGAAAGCGAUCCAGCAACAUUUGGCGUGAGGCUCGGCUUAGCAGCAUAUAAACCACACACCAAAGAAAAUCGACACAAAGAGACCUACAAAUGAAGUGUGAAAAUUGCACCAAAAAGGAAUGUAGUAAUAAACAGAGGAAUGAAGACCGGCAAAAUACACCAGCUGAUGUUCUCAACUCAAAUGAUGAAAAUGAAGAGAAAAGUGAAUUCCAUAAGUUGGCUAACGCGAAAAUAUUCCUUAGCGAUUGCUUAGCUUGUGACAACUGCAUAACAUCCGAUGAAGCAGUCCGAGUGUUCCAGCAGAAUCAGAAAGAGCUCUUCCAUGUACUGAACCUCAAUAAGAAAUGUGAUACCUCAAAACACAAAGUGUUGGCAGUGUCUAUAUGUCCUCAGUCCUUGCCUUAUUUUGCUGCAAAAUUCAGUCUCACUGUUACCGAAGCAGCCCAGAGGCUUUGUGGUUUCCUCAAAAGUCUUGGAGUGCAUUAUGUCUUUGACACUACAAUAGCUGCCGAUUUUAGUAUUCUGGAGAGCCAGAAGGAGUUUGUGCAACGGUACCGCCAUCAGAACCAAGAAGAGCAUGCCAUACCCAUGUUUGCUUCAGCUUGCCCAGGCUGGAUCCAGUAUGCCGAGAGAGUCCUCUCCAGUCUAGUGACGCCACACAUUUGUACUGCAAAGUCACCACAGCAGAUCAUGGGCUCCCUUGUCAAAGGUUAUUUUGCCAGGCAGCAGAAUCUGUCCCCUGAUAAAAUUUUCCACAUAAUUGUGGCACCUUGCUAUGACAAGAAGCUAGAAGCCUUGCGAGAAGAUUUCCACACCCCUCUGUACAAUUCUCAAGAUGUUGAUUGUGUUUUGACGUCAGGUGAAGUCUUCCAGAUAAUGGAGCAGAGCAAAGUAUCUUUGAGAGAAAUAGCUGAGGUGGCCUUUGAUACCCUGUUCGAUGGGGUAAAGGAGGCCGAGUUAAUCUGUCAUGAUGGAAGGAAGUCUGAUGGUUACCUGGAGCACAUAUUUAAAUAUGCUGCCAAGGAGCUCUUCGAUACUGAAGUGAAGGAUGUCGUAUACAAAGCGUUAAAAAACAAAGAUUUCCAGGAGGUCACAUUGGAAAAGGAUGGCGAGACGGUGCUACGCUUUGCAGCUGCGUAUGGCUUUCGAAACAUUCAGAAUAUGGUCCUGAAGUUGAAAAAGGGAAAGUGCUCCUACCACUUCAUAGAAGUUUUGGCCUGUCCUGGAGGUUGCCUAAAUGGAAAGGGUCAGGCUCAGACUGAAGAUGGAAAACCAGACAAAGCCCUGCUCAGGCAGAUGGAAGAUGUCUACGCCGCAGUUCCUGUCCGACUUCCUGAAACCAAUAGGCAAGUGCAGAAGCUCUACCAGGAAUGGCUGGGUGGGAUGGACUCCAUGAAGGUCCAGGAAUCAUUACAUACAAAAUACAGCACGGAAAAGCCAGCUGCCAACAAUUUGGAUAUCAAAUGGUGACCAAUCAAAGGACAAGACUUGCAGUAGGUUUGUUGUACAUAGAGCGCCGGCAACUAUUCUAUGCAACUGGAGACGGAGGUACUGCUUAAAUAUGUGAACAUUACAAAGAACUGGAACUGCCUUUGUUCUCCACCGGAAUUGUGUAGAGUUCAAUUGUUGCUUGAGUCUGUGUAUAUUUGGAAUGUCUUUAUUUAAUCGGAGCCUGAUACUGUCUGUGUUUGCGUCUGAGGACCUUUUAAGAGGCACAGCGAGUCUCUAAACUCCCAACAGAGGUACAUCGGUAUAGAAUAAAUUUACCAGAAUCAGGGCAUGUUGCAAUGUGCUUUGAUCCUGACUCUUAGUAUGCAAAUCUUUAUGCCAAGAAUCCAGUGCCAUGGAUUUUACUGCUCUCAGAAAGGUGUUGUGUUAGGUUUACAGUUUAUCUAAGGCUUUUUAUCAUUACCAAACAUCAUAUGCUACCAAAAUAUGACAAAACAAACUAACCAGUGAUGCCAUUUCCUACCGCAUCACCUCUGUUAACAUUUACUGCUUUGAUGCCAGUCAGAUUGGGUGGCACAAAGAAAGAAACUUUGCCCUGUAGCAGUAAUUAAUUUCCUUUUUAUCAGCUUUAAUGUCAUUUUGUGUGAUUCCUUUGAAAAAGUAGAAACUGCUUCCUGUUCUCUCGUUUAAUUGCCUUGCUUCUGUGGAUAUUUCUGGUCUGCUUUGGAGAUAAAAUAGGGAUCCUGGUCAUCUAGAAAGAGCAAGGCACAUGGGUGGCUGAAGAUGGUAGCAGUCAUGGGGGAAAUUAUCAAUCCAGGUGGUCAAAAGGUAAGGCAGCAGGUUCAUAUAGGAUCACUGGGCCAAAGUUGCAGAGGUGAGCAAGUCUAAUCCAGUGGAACUAGAGAUAAAGUUAUUCAGACACAAAGGCAGCCAAGCCCAGUCCAGGAAGUUAAUACACUUUUUGGCACUCAAGCCUGCCUAAUAGCAAAGUCCUAUGUGACACCUAAGGCAAGGAUGUUUCAGCAACUUCUUACACUGGUAUUAAACCCACUCAUUGGCAGAUUCUGCUUAGGUCAGACCCUGAUAUCUGUCAAGACUAAUCGGAUUUCACCCAUGAUAUUUCUUGAUGAGUGACUAAGGCUGCCCUUAUUUGGAAUUCUCAUUGAACUCAGUGUGACUUACUUCCUAGUAGACGUGCAUAGAACUGUGCUGUAACUACAGAACUACCAAGCACUGCCGAUGUACAGCCUUUGUCUGAAUAAAUGGGGGAGACCAAUGCAUGAUCACUGAAAUAUAUGGAGGCUGUACACCAGCAGUACUUGACGGAUCAUGCCACAAAACUGUAAUUCUAAACAGUAUCU
Molecule: messenger RNA, 3256 nt
Organism: Podarcis raffonei (Aeolian wall lizard)
Lineage: Eukaryota; Metazoa; Chordata; Lepidosauria; Squamata; Lacertidae
Gene: NARF
Product: nuclear prelamin A recognition factor
Exons: 12
Coding region: 537-1916 (459 amino acids)
Cellular component (GO): lamin filament
Molecular function (GO): lamin binding
Source: RefSeq, a predicted model, not a curated record